CGGCCACGACGGCAUGGCCGUUAGGUCACAGAGUAGCUCGCGGGUCGCAACGGCCCCUCACCCAAACGACAUGCACGAAACGAAACCGUUAACCUCACUCUUCUUCUUCUUCUUCUUCGCUCCCUGCUUCUCUCGCCCUUGGUACAAGUGCUGCGCCUACCCGACGAGGCUUUCCUUUUCUUCUCCCAUUUGCUCACCCAAACCACGUACCCAAACGAGAGCUAGCUCUCCCUUCGCUCUGAUUUGCGUGGUCCAUGGAGCUGAGCAGGUCUAGAAGCUGGGCAUCGGCGACAAGCUAAUGGCGAUUUCGUGCGUGCGUGCAAUGGGUGCGUGACACGUUCAAGUAAUCGAGCUGGAUUAGUUUGCUCAUGGAAGACGAAGGCAGCAGCGAGCUAUAUCUGCUGAGCCGCUUCGCGCCAUCAUCGUCGUCGUCGGGUCAGCUGAGGGGCAGAGAGAGGGCCAUGGAUCACCAGGACCUGUCGGCGGAGCUGGACCCGGCGCUGCUCAUGUCCGCGUCCACGUCCUCCUCGUCGCCGCCGGACUCCGCUUCGCCCUCCUUCUCCUUCUCCCACCUGUCCCCGCCCCACUACACCCUCGCCGUCAGCAACCUCUCCUGCCCCGCGCCUCGCCGCCGCUCCUCCAUCCUGCCGUCCUUCUUGCCCUCCUGCUUCUCCAUCUCCCCGGCCACCGAUGUCGGCGGCAGCGGCGAGGGGUUGCUGAAGUCCGUGUCCUUCACCGCCUCCAGCUCCAACAUCCUCGCCGUGGUGGGCCCCAGCGGCGCCGGCAAGUCGACGCUGCUCCGCAUCCUGUCCGGCCGCGGCACGGGGUCCGAGAUCGCCAAGCCGGGGACGGUGUCGCUCAACGGCCACGCCGUCACCUCCCGCGCGCAGCUGCGGCGGCUGUGCGGGUUCGUCACGCAGGACGACAACCUGCUCCCGCUGCUCACCGUCCGGGAGACCAUCCUCUUUGCCGCGCGGUUCAGGCUCCGCGCCGCCACCACCGCGCGGGAGCGCCUCGACCGCGUGGAGGCGCUGAUGCAGGAGCUGGGCCUGUCCGAGGUAGCCGACAGCUACGUCGGCGGCGGGGACGGCUGCGGGGCGACGGCGGCCCGCGGCGUGUCUGGCGGCGAGCGGAAGCGGGUGUCAAUCGCGGUGGACAUCGUGCACGACCCGCCGGUGCUGCUGUUGGACGAGCCCACGUCGGGUCUGGACAGCCGGUCGGCCGUGGACGUGCUCGCGCUGCUGCACGAGGUGUCCCGCGCGCGGCGGCAGGUGGUGGUGCUCAGCAUCCACCAGCCCAGCUACCGCAUGCUCGGCUACAUCUCCUCGCUGCUGCUCCUCUCCCGCGGCGCCGUCGCGCACUCCGGCACGCUCAAGUCGCUCGAGGACGCGCUGGCGCGGCUGGGCAACAAGAUCCCCAUGCAACUCAACCCGCUGGAGCUCGCCAUGGAGGUCACCGGCGAGCUCGAGGAGGACCACCGCCGCGCCCGGUUCCCCGCGCUCGCCGCGCAGCACGGCGAUCACCACGACGACGAGGAUGCGAUGAGCCUCCUCAACAGCAGCGCCCGGCUCGACGUCCCCGACCGUGGCUACUGCAGCCGCGUCACGGAGGUCUCGGCGCUGACCGUGCGCUGCUGGCGCACCAUGUACCGCACGCGGGAGCUCUUCGCGGCGCGCGCCGCGCAGGCCGUGGUGGGCGGGCUCGGCCUCGGCAGCGUCUACUUCCGGCUCAGCCCCGACAACCCGGACGGCGUGGCGCUCCGGCUGGGCCUCUUCGCCUUCACCCUGUCCUUCCUCCUCUCCUCCACCGUGGAGGCCCUGCCCAUCCUCCUCCACGAGCGCCGCGUGCUGAUGCGGGAGGCCUCGCGCCGCGCCUACCGCCUCUCCUCCUACGUGGUGGCCAACGCGCUGGUCUUCGCGCCGUGCCUCCUCGCCGUGUCUCUCCUCUUCUCGGGGCCCCUCUACUGGCUGGCGGGCCUCCGCGCGGCGCCGCUCGGGGCCUUCGCCUUCUUCGUGCUCGCCGUCUGGCUCAUCGUGCUGAUGGCCAGCUCCCUGGUGCUCUUCCUCAGCGCCGUGUCGCCGGACUUCGUGCUGGGCAACGCCCUCAUCUGCGUGUUCCUGGGCGUCUUCUUCCUCUUCUCCGGCUACUUCAUUCCCAGGGGCAGCAUCCCGAGGUACUGGGCGUUCAUGUACUACGUGUCCAUGUACAGGUACCCGCUGGACCUGCUGCUCAUCAACGAGUACGGGGGCGGCGCGAGGGGCAGGUGCGUGGCGUGGGUGGGGGGGAACGGCGGCGUGUGCUUGCGGACCGGGGCCGACGUGCUCAGGGACAGGGGCAUCGACGAGGGGAUGAAGUGGGUCAACGUCGGGGUCAUGCUGGGGUUCUUCCUGCUGUACAGGGUCAUGUGCUGGGCCGUGCUCGUCAGGAGGGCCUCCAAGACCACCCUGUGAUGUGAUGGCAUCGCUUCUCUUCAGGGUUUCGAUGGUUCAGUCAGGGGAAGACCUGUACUCUGUUUCAGCAGGCAUUGUCUUCUGUUUCGAGGUGACUAGCUGAUUAAAUGAUAUUGGUUCAUGUAAUAUCCCUGUAUUGUAUUCCUCUUUUUUUAUUAUCUUUGGGUUAUCUUUUGGAGUUGGUGUUAACUAAGAAAUGUGAUGUUAAUCUUCGGUAAUAAACCAGUUCAUUUAGUGAAAA
This is a messenger RNA of Panicum hallii, 2691 nucleotides long. RefSeq names its product ABC transporter G family member 23. Lineage: Eukaryota; Viridiplantae; Streptophyta; Magnoliopsida; Poales; Poaceae. Gene Ontology annotation, molecular function: ABC-type transporter activity; ATP hydrolysis activity; ATP binding. The coding region runs from base 369 to 2450 and encodes 693 amino acids. Gene Ontology annotation, cellular component: membrane. The record is from RefSeq and is a predicted model, not a curated record. The transcript has a single exon.